Messenger RNA from Alligator mississippiensis (American alligator), 4966 nucleotides. RefSeq names its product proline and serine rich 2 (gene PROSER2). The transcript is spliced from 5 exons. Lineage: Eukaryota; Metazoa; Chordata; Crocodylia; Alligatoridae. The record is from RefSeq and is a predicted model, not a curated record. Bases 539 to 1930 code for a protein of 463 amino acids.
GCGGGGCCGGGGCUCACCUCUGCCGCUCCCCCCCUUGACAAGCCAGCGGGAGGAGCCCAGCACCCAGCCCAGGGGUCCCCAGCUUGUCUGCCCCCCACACCCCAGGCCCCUCAGAAACUCCAAGCGUCUCCUGAUUUGCCUUUGAUCACAUUUUUGUUCCUGUUGCAAAGACCUCCCACGGGUGUUUUUAGCCCUGACGGAGGAUCUGCUCCGGGCAGACAGGGAGGCAAAAGGCUGACUAGAUUCCAGUCCGCGUCGAGUGGAUUUUUAUUUUUGGGGGGUGGCUAAGUGAUAAUAGUUGUGCGGUUUUCGUCCCGAGCCGUGCCGGCGUUGGGGUGACGUCCCCAUCGAGGUGAUGGACUGAGGAGCUCGAGUCGGGGUGCAGACGCAGGCAAUCAAAUCUCUGCUGUAGCCUCUCAGUGAAAGCCUCCACAUUUAUCCUCUGACGUGACUGGCCCACAGCCUUCUAAGUAAGCCCUGACAGUGUUCUGCGCUGCGUGACAGGGCUAGCUCUGGAACAAGCAGUCUCUAGGGUGGGAUGCCUAGAAACUUAAUGUCGGAUUUUUCUGAAAUGGCAUCGGAAAUCUCGCCAAAUUGCACCUUGGGGAACUUGGAAAGAAGUGGGAGCAUGGAGAGUCGCAGAAGCCAGUCUAGGUGCAGGAACUUUACUUUGGAUGAUGAGAGCCUGAAAUAUUUAACUCAUGAGGAAAAGGAUGUUCUCAUGUUUUUUGAGGAAACCAUUGAUUCCUUGGAAGAUGACUUUGAGGACCAGGUCCUACAUGACAGUGGCAUCCACUGUCACUCCCCAAGGUCAACAGAAGAAAAUGCAUCCAGCCAUUCGGAGACAGAAGAUAUCAUUGAUUUAGUGCAAUCGACCCCUGAGAGCAGUGAUCAUGAAGACUCUUCUAACAAAGAUGCCCCAUCAGUGUCGGGGGCUGCUGGAAGAACCGAUAGCCCUAAGCCAGAGGACAACAAGCAGCCUGAGAGGACACCACCUCCUGAUGAUGCCCCAGUCCUUCCUUUGGUGCCUCCAUUGAACCCAGAGAGGUUUCCUCCUCCUCCUGUUGUGCAGCAUCCUAAGCUGCUUCGCUCGGUCCCCACUCCACUCAUCCUGGCUCAGAAAAUAUCUGAGAAGCAGAUGGAGAACAGGGCACGUGCCCCUGGUUCUCCCAAGGAGGUGAUGCCCGUGGAGAAGAAGAAAGUUGCAAUGCAGAAUGGAGAUUAUUUCCCAGCCAUUAAGCACCCUCUGCAACCUGCACCUAAACCCCACAGGUUUCCAAGCAACAUCAACAUAACCAACAUAAGCAGCAAAGAAUUUAGCCAAACCAUCUCUAAGGCAGCAGUCAACGUGCAGGAGCGCAGAGCACAGGUACUGGCCAACAUCAAUGGAGGAGCCUUUUGGGCUGCUGAAAUAGAAGAGAGGCUGCAAAAGAAUGAUCUCUUGGGUCGCAACAGAAGCUCCUCCUUGAAAGAUCUGACUUCUGAACAAACACGAUACGAGGCCCUGAUGAAACUAGGCCUGGCAAAGGAAAGGCCAAGUCACAUCCAGGCAGAUCGUGCUCCAAGCACUCAGAAACUUAGUGACAUGCAAUCCAAACAGGCAGGGACUGUUCUGAAUGGAUAUCAAAAUAUCCAUGAGAUCUUAACAAGUGAACCAAGCCCUUUCCUUCCUGUGGGCAAAACAGUGAUGAUCAAACCACCCGCCACCAUUGUCGGUACCAAGAGCACACAGCAGAAAGUUGCCAGAAGUUUUAACGAAGACAGGCAGGCUGACUUGACCCUAGACAUCAGGAGGAGGUCAGGCUCCCUGCCUAGACCCUCAGGAUUUCGACCUCAAGGAAUAACAGUACAGUUUUCUGGCCGCGGCUCAACGGAAGAAGCCAGGAAAGAGGCUCUUCGAAAACUAGGACUGCUGAAGGAGACUCUGUAAUUUAUGGAAGGGGCUGUCCUGACAGCUGGGAGGCAAGGGAGGUGUCUGGCUUGGCUUGUGCUGGAAUAAUCCAGCAAAACUGCAUUUUCUAGACAGAGGGGAGUGAAAAGCAGUUCUGUGCUCCUGCAAGCCAAGGAGGUACUAAAUGCUGUGCAACCACAGGGCUGUCGGCCGUAUCCGAAGUGGCACUGCUCAGUCAGCAGGGAGGUUCGAAUGCUGCAUCCUAUCCAGUUACUCAUCUGUUCUUCAGUGUGAUUUUGAAGGCACUGUUUAAAACAGUACUGGACUACACCAGAGGGCAUUGCAUUAAUGAAGUGUACUGUGCAGUAUUCUGUUUUUUUAUUUGUACAUAGCUAGCAAAUCCAAUGGAGGAACUUCCUCAUGCUCUACCUUUCUGAAGCCAAAAAACCCUACAGAUUUCCGUCUAGACAUUCAGAGGUCACGUACGUUUAAAGCUGAAGUCUUUGACCUAUGUUACAAGCUUUUAUCACUGCCCCUCACCUUCCCCACCCCUCACCUAUCUUUAUUACCCAGCUCCGGGAGGGACUGGAACUACUUUCUCCUCACCUGUUUCAAGUGACUUGGGACAGAGAGUGGUUUCCCCUUUGGCCUUCAUGUAGGCACAGAGGCCCAAGAUGAGAGUAGGUGACUGCAUUGUCCUGCCACUAAAUUUGUAUGUUGCCCCUCUUCCUCACUAAUUGCUUCUUGAGUGGCUACCGACUUACUCGUCCGGUCUUCUGAGCCCCUGGAAGACCGCGCGUGUCAGUAUUGCACUGACAGCCAAAGCGUCUAGUGACAAUCAGUCAGCUGCUUUCAUUUGAGCUGUGAAAUGCAGCAGAGAAGCCAUAGGUACAAGCUAACUUUGUAUCGAACGCGGGAGUCUUGCCUUUUAAACACGAAUUCAGUGGAGAAAACUUGCCCUGAAACAAUAGCUUGACUCCACUAAGAAGUAGUCCUGGUUCAGUCCCGUUCAUCUGAUUAGCUGACUACUGUUUUGCUUUGUGGUGUGUUUUGUGUUUCCGACUUGAGGGAAGAUCCAGCUUGAAAUGUGGGCUCCAUGACUAGUGUGGGUGGGAAGGACCAAGGAGAGAGAAGCAAGUGCUCGCCUCCCCGUGCAGGAGCCACAGCAAUUUUGCUGGCACCGCAAUGCAAGUUCCUCAAACAAGGGCUGCUGCGGUGGCGCAGGCUCCCUGGGGGCUCUCAUUCUGCUGCCCCUCUGAAUCGUUGCCCUUCUUUCCCACUAACAAGUUAGUCUCUGAAGCUCCAGUCAUUCCCAAAGUUGUAGGGAGACCCUUCUUUGAAGCACCCAGCCAGCUAGUUCAUCAUAAAAGAUGACCCAAAUCCUCGCAUUUCAAACAAAAUGACCAGCCCAGCAAGACUUCCAAAACAACCUGAAUUUGGUGUCUUCUUUCUGGGCUCAGUCGGCAGACUUUACAGGGAGGCUGAAAAUAUUUAAGCAUACAUUUUGGAAGGUGUUUACAGUCCAUACACACAACAGACAAGCUGCUCUCCCUCAACAACACCGGUUUUCCUCUCUGUGUGCAUCCCCAAAUGCGAAGGGUAGAAGCCAGUUUAGAAUCAAAUGCCAAAACCUCAGUCCGUUAAACUCCUGGUCUUAAAUUUACAUAACUGGAGGCCUAAAAUAUCUCACUUUUUCCGUAAGCUCACUCUCUUGCAUCCUUUGAAAGCUUAAGCAAUUUCUCCUCCUUCCCUUUUUUUUGAAUGACUAAAUUAUAAAUCUUGGAAAAUAGGAGGGAGUAGUUACAAUAGAAACUGGCACACCUAUUAUAGGAGCUCUGACACAACUGUGAUAAACAUGUUUAUGUAUUUCCUGUGAUAGAAAGUGUUGCUUAAAAUGCACCGUGUAGACUUUCAUAAAUGAAGCUAUUGUGAAGGAAAAUCUUUUUUUCAUAAUCGUCAACCUGCCUCAUAAGUUAAAGUAAUUUAAAAAAAAUAUAUUUAAUCUGUCUGCUUUGUUUGGUUGGUUGUUUUUUAAAUGACUGCAUUGCCUAUGGAAUCAGGCUGCUUUUCUUAUUUAAUUGAGGGAUUCUUUUCAGACUAUAUUUUCACUCAAAAAGGAUAAAUGAUCACAUUCUUGGAUGUAACAGAUAUCCUGUAUGCAAGUGUUCAGUAAUUUAAAAUAAAAGUGACCAUUCCUCAGGCUAGCAAAGUCCCCAAGUAUGUGUGCAUACCUGCAUGUUGGACGUUAAACACAUAUUUACAAUCUUUGCUAGAGCUGAGCCUUGGUCCCACUUCAGGAGAACACUUAUGCACGUGCUUGUGACUUCUGAACUGCAUGCUUAAGGGCUCUUCUGAAUUUGGUGAAGUAAAAGUAACGUAUUGCUAAUGUGUCAUAACUCACCUUCACUGUUCGAACACUUAUUUUCCUCUAAGCAAAACAAACACAAGUGUUCACAGCUUUCUGUACAUUGAACUUCUGAAUUUUAUUAAAGGAACAUUAAAUACAAAUGCAGACUCCUACGGACCUAUAUUCACAUGUGAUCCAUUAUCUCAACAGUAGCAAGCAUUGAUCAUGUGGUGGUUUGGGAUUUUUUUUUUUUUAAUUGACAACUGAGAUGGUUUAGAGAGAAAGUAACUUGGAACGGACUUGAUUUCAGUACCUUAACAUACCAUUGAAGGAUGAAUUUGGUGUUUAAUACAAAAGUUGUAUAGUUUUUUUGAGUAUUAGCUGAAUUAUAUGCCCCAUUUUUUAUUUCCUGUUGAAUCUUCAGUUGGUAGAUUUGCAUUUAGAUGCACCAAACUGAGGAUCCAGCACAAAGUAUUUAUUGUGGUUCACCCACCUCCCACCUGUCCCACUUGAAAAACCUUCCACUGUGCCUGAAACUGUAGCAAGUAAAGCCAUGUACUAUGUGAAUUUAGAGUAUAGCUGCUAAUAAAUAACCUGUAUAUAAAUGUUAGCUAUAUGUUAUGUAUCAUGCGACUGUGUGUGUGUGUAUGUAAAUGUUGUGAUUUUUGUUUUAAAGUGGAAAUUUUAUCUGGCACAAAUCUAAUUAAAUUAACUAGGAUAAAAUCCAA